Messenger RNA from Ilex paraguariensis (yerba mate), 2213 nucleotides. The record is from the annotation of a GenBank genome assembly. Lineage: Eukaryota; Viridiplantae; Streptophyta; Magnoliopsida; Aquifoliales; Aquifoliaceae.
CCACAUCUCUAGCUCGCCGGCCUGACGCGGCGCCGCCCUAUAAUGACUCCAAGUGAAACUUACCCACAGAAAACUGCCACCCAUUUCAUUAACUGUUCUGUCGUUUUGUUUCAUUGAAACAGAACGAAACCCAAAUCGCUAUCUCUCUCUCUCUCUCUGAGUACUUAAUUAGGGUCACAAUGGGCGGUUGUUCUUCAUAAACGUAGUUAUUGGUGUAUGUUAUGCUCAAUUUUGUCACCAACACACCAUUUCUUUGUGAAUUAGUUAGUGGGUACCCCAUAUAUCUCCCGAAAUCCUUCGAUUUCAUCUGAAUCUGGUGGUUAAUGAUAGGCGCGGGGACACCAAUUUGGUCACAGAAGUGAAAGACGGGAAUAAUAACGUCUCUGCUUCCAUCAGGAUUUCGAUCUAGAUGACGUUGUUGUGAUGGGCGGGGAUGCCUAUUUGGUCCUAGAAGUGAAAGGAAAGAGUAUAAUUAUACCUCUACUUCCCACAAGGAUUCCCUAAACUCUGCAAUGGCGGUAGAAACAUCCUGGUCAGAUGAUGAAUUUGAUGAUAAUACAAGGGGAACUGGUGUGUUCUAUCCAUAUUUGGGGCUAACUGACAGGGUUGAUGAAGAAAGCAAUCAUGUCCCCAUUGAUCCAAUCCUCCCUGAUGAUCUUCAGGAACGAAUAAUAGCCUCUCUCCCAUUAGAGUGCAUUUUAAAAGCAUGCUGUGUUUGUAAAAAGUGGAAUGAGAUUGUGCACUCAAAAAGAUUUAUGUUGAACAUCUCAAGUGUCUUAUCACAGAAACCCUGGUACUUCAUGUUUACCAGCUCUGAUGAACCCGUUGGAUAUUUCUAUGACCCUUUGUUGCGUAAAUGGUACAGCUCCGAACUCCCUUGUAAUGUAAAGCACAACUGCUAUAUUGCUUCAUCUUCUGGUUUAGUGUGCUUCAUGGAUAAUUAUAGCAGGAAUGAGCUAUAUGUUUGUAACCCGCUUGCUAGGAACUACAAGAAAGUGGAACCUUUGGGUGACCGAUUCUUUGAUUACAGAGCUCUUGCGUUUUCAGUGGACUGGCUAUCACACAGUUAUACUCUUGCUAUUGUAGGAUCGGAACAAAUCUCUGGGGAUGAAUGGGAUAUUUCGAUUCACAUUUAUAAUUCAAACAAAAUGGUAUGGCAAUCUCCUGCUGCGAAAACUUUUACCAGGUGGAGAGCAGGAUAUGAUAGUGUAAUCUGUGAUGGGGUUUUGUAUGCCCUGUUUUAUUAUACUGGAACGGAUGAGACUGAGGAUCGCCAUGCCUUGUUGACUUAUAAUAUUUGUAGCCCAUCUUACGAGGAUAUAUCAGUUGCUACUAAAAUUCCAGUUCCUUGCUUUGUCACUUGUGGACGGCUGAUGAACCUCUCUGACAAGCUUGUAAUGGUGGGAGGUAUAGGGAGACAAGAUCGUCCAGGCAUAAUAAAGGGAAUUGGCAUUUGGGUUCUUAGAGGGAUGGAAUUGGAAGAGGUAUCCCGAAUGCCUCAUAAGUUUUUUCAAGGAUUUGGAGAGAUAGAUGAUGUGUUUGCAAGCAGUGGUGCUGGUGAUCUUAUAUACAUACAGAGCUAUGGAGCAACAGCCCUUCUUGAGUUUGAUAUGACCUUGAAACAAUGGGAUUGGUCACAUAAAUGUCCUGUGACUAAGAAGUUCCCCCUUCAGCUUUUCUCAGGUUUUUGCUUCCAACCGCGGCUUGAAGUUUCACCCUAACUGAGCAUCCUCAUCUUUCGAUUUUACAAGGUGGUGGUGAUAAAUUUUUCCCAUGCUCUCUUUAUUCUUCAAUUAAUCCUACUUUAAAGGAAAUGCCAUUCAUAAAAUUUGCAAUAGCAGUUUUUCUUCUGAUAAUGUUCUUGUUUAAUGAAACGGGUACCCUUUCCUAACUGUCUUUAAAAGUAAGCAUUCUUCCAUUUUUCAGUAGAGAGGUAGACAUUGGUAUUAUUUCAUCUCAUACUUGUCUAGUGCUGGAUUUGGACUAUCAGGUCUUGCUGCUCUCUCCCAUUGGGUUUUCGGUGGGUUGGGUGGGAAGAGAGUUCAGAAUGGCUGGUUCCUGUUCCCACGAUGUUUAAUAGGACAAAUUAGCAAAUAUAUGCAUACUGAUAGAUGAUUGGUUAAUCUGAGAAUUAUUGUGAAAAUAGUGUAUGAAAUGACGAGCCAUGGUAAUGUUUGGCAGCACUGUAGCAUUUGGGGGGCUCGUUGGUGUCG